AUGGGGUUUAAACAAACUGUUCCUGAUAAUUCCUUGUUUGUUAAAGGGGAAGGAACAUCAUUUAUGGCCCUACUAGGUUAUGUAGAUGAUAUAGUAGUGGCUAGUACUGAUUUGAAAUUGAUUCAGCAGGUUAAAGUGGAACUUAAUGAUCAGUUUCAGAUCAAGGAUCUAGGUCUCUUGAAGUACUUCUUAGGACUGGAGAUAGCUAGACAGAAGAAGGAAAUUGCAGUGUCUCAAAGAAAAUAUGCCUUAGAAUUGCUGGAUGAGGCAGGUUUCAUGGAUUCCAAACCAGUUUACAGUCCAACAGUUCCAUCACACAAGUUAAGUAAAAAUGAAGGUGAGUUCCUUGAUGACAAUGUCCAGUACAGAAGGCUUGUUAGAAAGUUAUUAUACCUAACCAUUACAAGGCCUGAUAUAAGCUUUGCUACACAACAAUUCUCCCAAUUUCUAGAUAAACCUACACAUCUACAUCUACAGGCUGCACACAGAGUCCUAAGAUAUAUUAAAAAUGCUCCAGGACAAGGUUUAUUCUUCCCAACUAGUUCUGAUAUACACUUGAAAGCAUUCUAUGAUUCUGAUUGGGGUGCUUGUGUGGAUUCAAGGAAAUCUAUCACUGGCUUCUGCAAUUUUCAUGGUCAAGCUUUGAUAUCAUGGAAGUCCAAGAAGCAGGCUACAAUAUCAAGAUCUUCCUCAGAAGCAGAGUACAGAGCCUUGGCAGCAACAGCAUGUGAAGUCCAAUGGCUAAUCUACCUUCUCAGUGAACUUGGAUUGCAUCCUAAAGCACCAGCUGCUAUCUACUGUGAUAGUAAGUCUGCAAUUGCAAUCAGUGAGAAUCCGGUUUUCCAUGAGAGAACCAAACACAUUGAGAUAGAUUUCCAUCUAGUUAGGGAAAAACUUCACAAAGGCACAGUCAAACUAUUUCAUGUGGCUUCUGGAAGUCAGCUAGCAGAUAUAUUGACAAAAGCUCACUGUCCAGCCACCUUCUUUAGCUAUGUUUCCAAGCUGGGAUUGUUCAACCUAUACAAUCCAGCUUGCGGGGGGCUAUCAGAUAGUGCAACAUUAGUCGGUUAG
Molecule: messenger RNA, 1071 nt
Organism: Ipomoea nil (Japanese morning glory)
Lineage: Eukaryota; Viridiplantae; Streptophyta; Magnoliopsida; Solanales; Convolvulaceae
Exons: 2
Coding region: 1-1071 (356 amino acids)
Source: RefSeq, a predicted model, not a curated record